This is a messenger RNA of Serpula lacrymans var. lacrymans S7.9, 498 nucleotides long. RefSeq lists its product as uncharacterized. Lineage: Eukaryota; Fungi; Basidiomycota; Agaricomycetes; Boletales; Serpulaceae. The transcript is spliced from 4 exons. The record is from RefSeq and is a predicted model, not a curated record. The coding region runs from base 11 to 397 and encodes 128 amino acids.
CACUGCAAGUAUGAUUUUCAUACUCGCUAGGGCUCGUGCAAAAAUACCCAAUACGCCUACAGAGACGCUGAUCAGUCGAAUGAUGAUGCAUAGCUUCCAGACAGGUGCGGCUACUACCGUGAUGGCUGGUAUAGAACUGGCAUUGGUCAUAGUGGAAAUGGCAGGGAUAGAGAUUUUUUGGUAUGAUUUGCCUGCGUUCAUCAUGGGGAAAUUGUAUUCGAACUGCUUGCUCGCGCUGAUGAAUGCAAGUAAGCUCCCGGAAACGAGCAUUGGUAUUGCAUCAGCGCCCGUUUCCACUUUGGCUUUUGCAGGGUCCGGGAUACCACUACACGAAGACUCGUUCGAGAUAAGACUGCAAAACAAUCACUGUGCAGCUCCCCAGAGGUCUCUCGUAUAAGAAGGGCGAGGGUGUAAUGGAGGCUUCGAGGAUGCCAGUACACACUGAAUCCACUGUAUUUAUUUAAUAAAACAGCUCCAUUUUAAGCAGAUAUACUCACU